Myxocyprinus asiaticus (Chinese sucker) is the source of this 5471-nucleotide messenger RNA. Its product is annotated as toll-like receptor 1. Gene Ontology annotation, molecular function: transmembrane signaling receptor activity; protein binding. Gene Ontology annotation, biological process: toll-like receptor signaling pathway; inflammatory response; immune response. The transcript is spliced from 2 exons. Lineage: Eukaryota; Metazoa; Chordata; Actinopteri; Cypriniformes; Catostomidae. The record is from RefSeq and is a predicted model, not a curated record. Gene Ontology annotation, cellular component: membrane.
UUUUAAAAAAAAUUAUAUCAGUCUCUAAUGCAUUUGAUGUUGAAGAACGUCUUACAAUCACUUCUGCUUGUCACUGCCGAAAAACUGCUUCAAUAUCCCUUUAAACAAUUUAUGCUGCUUUUUUUAUUUUUAAUUUUUUACAUCAUUCAAGUCCAAUUUCAGACAGACUCACAAACAAACAUCUGCAAUGAAUGCGACAAAAAACCUUUGCUGCAGAUUCAUGGUUGAAGAUACAUCUUAACUGAUGUCGGAUGACAGUUUGAGGACAGCGAUGAUUAUAGUUUUAUUGAGCUAUUUUAUUUAUACAGAAGUUUACAUACACUUAGGUUGAAGUCAUUAAAACUCAUUUUUUAACCACUCCACAGAUUUAAUAUUAGCAAACUAUAGUUUUGGCAAGUCGUUUAGGACAUCUACUUUGUGGAUAACACGAGUAAUUUUUCCAACAAUUGUUUACAGACUGUUUGUUUCACUUUUAAUUGACUAUAUCACAAUUCCAGUGGGUCAGAAGUUUACAUACACUAAGUUAACUGUGCCUUUAAGCAGUUUGGAAAAUCCAGAAAAUGAUGUCAAGCCUUUAGACAAUUAGCUUCUUAUAGGAGGUGUACUGAAUUGGAGGUGUACCUGUGGAUGUAUUUUAAGGCCUACCUUCAAACUCAGUGCCUCUUUGCUUGACAUCAUGGGAAAAUCAAUAGAAAUCAGCCAAGACCUCAGAAAAAAAAAUUGUGGACCUCCACAAGUCUGGUUCAUCCUUGGGAGCAAUUUCCAAAUGCCUGAAGGUACCACAUUCAUCUGUACAAACAAUAGUAUGCAAGUAUAAACACUAUGGGACCACGCAUCCAUCAUGCCGCUCAGGAAGGAAAUGCAUUCUGUCUCCUAGAGAUGAACGUAGUUUGGUGCGAAAAGUGCAAAUCAAUCCCAGAACGACAGCAAAGGACCUUGUGAAUAUGCUGGAGGAAACAGGUAGACAAGUAUCUAUAUCCACAGUAAAACAAUCCUAUAUCGACAUAACCUGAAAGGCUGCUCAGCAAGGAAGAAGCCACUGCUCCAAAACUGCCAUAAAAAAUCCAGACUACAGUGUGCAAGUGCACAUGGGGACAAAGAUCUUACUUUUUGGAGAAAUGUCCUCUGGUCUAAUGAAACAAAAAUGGAACUGUUUGGCCAUAAUGACCAUCAUUAUGUUUGGAGGAAAAAGGGUGAGGCUUGCAAGCCGAAGAACAUCAUCCCAACCGUGAAGCAUGGGGGUGGCAGCAUCAUGUUGUGGGGGUGCUUUGCUGCAGGAGGGACUGGUGCACUUCACAAAAUAGAUGGCAUCAUGAGGAAGGACAUUGAUGUGGAUAUAUUGAAGCAACAUCUCAAGACAUCAGUCAGGAAGUUAAAGCUCGGUCGCAAAUGAUUCUUCCAAAUGGACAAUGACCGCAAGCAUACCAAAAGUUGUGGCAAAAUGGCUUAAGGACAACAAAGUCAAGGUAUUGGAGUGGCCAUCACAAAGCCCUGACCUCAAUCUGAUGGAAAAUUUGUGGUCAGAACUGAAAAAGCGUGUGCGAGCAAGGAGGCCUACAAACCUGACUCAGUUACACCAGUUCUGUCUGGAGGAAUGGGACAAAAUUCCAGCAACUUAUUGUGAGAAGCUUGUGGAAGGAUACCCAAAACAUUUGACCCAAGUUAAACAAUUUAAAGGCAAUGCUACCAAAUACUAACAAAGAGUACGUAAACUUCUGACCCACUGGGAAUGUGAUGAAAGAAAUAAAAGCUGAAAUAAAUCAUUCUCUCUCUAUUAUUCUGACAUUUCACAUUCUUAAAAUAAAGUAGUGAUCCUAACUGUCCUAAGACAGGGAAAGUUUUCUACGAUUAAAUGUCAAGAAUUGUGAAAAACUGAGUUUAAAUGUAUUUGGCUAAGUUGUAUGUAGACUUCUGACUUCAACUGUAUAACACCCUCAGUAAUGGGUGUGAUUGGGAUUGGAGACACAAUCUGAUUGCCAUGACACAUUUGAUUAGAUCACAGAGGAUGCAAAAUUGGGCCUGAUGAGGAACAAACAAGUGCAACAGAAAACGACUUGGCCGCCCAAUGUGUCAGAGUUUAGUCGGAUACUUUCAAUGGCCAGACUUAAAAAUGUUUACAGCAGAGCAUAACUAAGAUUAUAUUUGCCAUCUUUCAGGAAUAGAAAUCAAGAUGUCAAAAGCUUUUCUUAACAUGGGAACCCUGUUCAUUAAAGUAGUUCACUCAAAGUGAAAAUACUGUCACCCUUUUAAGUUCUAAAAACUAAAAUGUCAUCUUGACUUUAGAAGAGCACAUACAGCACAUGGGUCACACAGAUAUCUUUGCAGGGUUUUUUCUUGGUGUUUUUGGUCCUUUUUGGACAGCUACACUCAGUAAUAACUCUCAUUGUAUGGAGUGUAUCUAUACUGCAGAAAUAGUAACAGUAUUAUGGUUGUAUGCUAUUCCAAACAUUAAAAAAGCUAAAUAUUACGAAUUACAUGCACUACGACAUGGAUUGGCCUGUCUGAUAAUGCCAGAUGCCUGCCCGCAAUACCAAAGUAUUACUUCAAUGUGCAGUCUCAUAUGUCAGAGUAAAUUACUGGGUUACUGUCAUUAAAUGUCUCACAUUUGAAGAAGUGAAACGGGCAAAAGCAGAAGUUCAGGAACAAUUUGACUCUGAUCACCAGUUUCCUAAGACACUAAACAUCCACCUCUCAGCUAAACUCAACAGCAGACAGAUUCACUCAUGUGAGAAAGAUGAUGGCAUCAGGUGGGUGGUUGGUGGCAGUUUAUCUUACAUGUUUCCUCCCAUCUAACAUUCUGGCCAUUGAGAGAGUCAUAGUGAUUUAUUCAUCUCAGAACCUGUCCUCGGUUCCCGAUGACCUCAAGUUCUUUACAGAGGAUUUAGAUCUGUCCCUGAAUUACAUCCAGGUGUUGAGGAGCCAAGACUUCAGCAAAACCCCUAGACUCCAUUUCCUAAAUCUGUCCUGGAAUAUACUGGAGGAUAUAGACAGCAACACGUUUACCUCGACCCCUGCUUUAGAAAUUUUGGACUUGUCACACAACAGACUCCAAAACCUCUCCAAUCAGCUGUACUUACUUCAUGCAGGAAAUCUGCAGUUUUUGGACCUGUCGUACAACAUGUUUUCUGUUAUGGCACUAGGGAGGGAAUUUUCUACCCUCAGAAACCUGCAGUGGCUGGGCCUGAGUGCGCAAUCAAUCCAUAAUGAAGACUUUGCCAACAUCGCUAAUCUUACCCUCAAAACCUUCUUUAUUAAUGUUGGCGAGACAAAGACCUAUGAGGAGAGCAGUCUAAAGGGUGUAAAUGCAGAUAAGGCAGUUAUUGCUCUGUCCAAAAGGGAGCUUGAUCAUGCAAUCGCUGCCGACGCCUUCGCAACUUUUCAAGAGCUGGAAUUCACUGAAGUUGACAGCGAGAUGAAGUUCCUCCAGCCGCUAUACCAGUGAGGAACCAUACGCACCGUUAACCUGGAAUUCUCCAAGGUGAUUAGUACCUGGAAAGAGUUGACAAGUUGUAUGAAUACAGUGCUAAUGUCUUCAAUUCGACAGCUUUCUUUAUCAGACAUUACCAUCACUAACAUGAACGAUGGUACGCCUGUGUUCCAGGGAAACGGAUUAGAUUUAUUUUCGGCAAGAAAAGCGUCAGUUACUGUAUUCAUCUUCAACCAAGAGGAGCUCUAUGACUUCUUCAUAAACAUGCCAUCAAGGAAUCUCAGCUUUACACAAACGCCCAUCGUCCAUAUGACCUGUCCAAAGGCUGUUAGCAAGAUCGAGGCUUUGGAUUUGUCUGAUUGUGCCCUUACAGAAAACGUCUUCUCUCUCGGUCCAGAUAACGAAUGCGGUACACUGACAAACCUUGAAACGCUGGUUCUGAGGGGCAAUAAUCUCAGACAUCUUAGACCACUGACCUUAAGAAUUAAUCUCAUGAACUUGCUGAAAUAUGUUGACUUUAGCCAGAAUACACUUACCUAUGCAGAGGAACAGGGCAGGUGUGUCUGGCCUUCCCAACUAGUCCAUGUGGAUUUAUCAUCCAAUGGGUUUGACCAGAACGUGUUUAAGUGUUUGCCCAGGUCCAUAAGAAUUCUUAACCUCCGGAAUAACCAUGUCACCACAGUACCUGCAGAUACACCUCUUUUAUACAAGUUGAGCAUUCUGGACCUAACGGGGAAUCGCUUAUUGGACCUUCCCACCUGUCAAACAUUCCCGAACCUGCAGAAGCUCUUGGUAAGAUCAAACUCCCUCCACUCACCUUUACCAGGAGUCCUCAAGACUUGUCCACAACUUCAAGCUCUGGAUGCAAGUCGUAACCCCUUCAUAUGCACUUGUGCUUUGCGUGAAUUCUCAGGCCUCAUCAAUGACCAAGCUACGCAGCAUGAAAGAGAGAAUCCUGGCCUGAUUCUGGGGCACUGGCCAGACAGCUACCUAUGCAGUUAUCCAGAAUCCUGGAGCAAUACCAUGUUAAAAGACUUCUACCUCCCAGAGAUCUCUUGCAAUGUGUGGAUUCUGGCCAUUUCUAUUUUGAUCCCAACCAUCACUUUGGUAAUUGCUGUCAGCCUUCUUUGCCAUCAGUUGGACGCCCCAUGGUACCUCAAGAUGAUGUGGAAAUGGACUCGAGCCAAGCACCAUGCAAUAACAUCUCAGGAAAGAGCAGAGGACAUGGAAGGGGUGUGCUUCCAUGCUUUUGUAUCAUACAGCCAGAAGAAUUCUGAGUGGGUAAAGGGUCAACUAUUGCCCAAACUUGAGGGCGAGGACCCGAACACAAUCCACAGUGGGUUGCGACUGUGCCACCACGAACGGGACUUCAUCCCAGGUAAGACAAUUGUUCAGAACAUUCUGCGUUGCAUUGAGCAGAGUAGAAGAUGUGUCUUCGUGCUGUCAUCUCACUUCGUCCAGAGUGAAUGGUGCCAUUAUGAGCUCUACUUUGCCAAUCACCAGAGGGUAACUCGAGGGUUGGACAGCAUCAUUCUUAUUCUGCUGGAACCUCUGCCAGUAUAUCUUAUUCCCUCCAAGUACUACCAGCUCAAGGCCAUGAUGUCCAGACGUACGUACUUAGAGUGGCCACAGGAAGGCACCAAACAGAAACUCUUUUGGGCAAACCUCAGAGCAGUCCUGCAGGCCGACCUUCCCAUACCACCAGAGACAGAAGAGGAGUGAGGAAAGAGAAAGAUAGAAACAGGGUUCCCAAGGUUCUUUUGAUCACCUCCUUAAGGAAGAGCACUUUUUGUCCCAAAAGAUUAUAUUCUAUUAAUAUUGGCCGCCCAAUGAGUCAUAGACUAUAGUCGGUUACUUUCAAUGGCCAGACUUAAAAAUGUUUAGAGCAGAGCAUAACUAAGAUUAUACUUGCCAUCUUCCAGGAAUAGAAAUCAAGAUGUCAAAAGGUUUUUGGACAGCUACGCUCAGUUAUAACUCUUGUUGUAUGGAAAAAAACUAUUCUCGUUUUGUGUUCCACAGAAAAAUGAAAUUAGGUUAAAUAAUG